UACACAGUGACGUAGGAACACACGUGUGCGGGAUGGGAGCUGCCAUUGCUGCUGACAGGAAGUCUGCACCAUACUGACCGCACAGACAGCAGCCUGCACCGCCUACACAAUGAGCUGUCAGAUCACCUGUGUGUCCUGGAUACAGAGGGGGGUCUCCAAAGAGGUCCCCGAUAAGGUUCAGCUCAGCAAGGAGGAGCUAAAGAAACUUAUUAUUGAAGCCAAAGAACAGUUGGAAGGAGAACUUGAAGAUAAUGAAGACGAGACUGGUGAGGAUGUGGAGGAUGGGAUGCAAAGUACAGAGAGAACUGAAGAAGAUGCCGCUCAGCCAGCUGAGGAUGAGGAGGAAAACUUCUCAAAGCUGAAGGAUGAUGAACUUGCAGAGUAUGACUUGGACAACUAUGAUGAGGAAGGAAGAACAGAUGUAGGAAAUCUCGGAGAUAGUCUUGCUGGACUCGCAGUAUAUUGCAACAGUGACCAAGAUGCUUACAUCACUCUAAAAGAUACCGAGCAAUAUGAGACAGAAGAUUUUGUUAUUACGUCCACUGAUAACCUUGUGGUUUGUGGGCGGGCAGAGAAAGAUCACUGUAAUCUUGAAAUUCACGUGUACAAUAAUGAGGAGGAUUCUUUCUAUGUACAUCAUGACAUUAUCUUACCUGCAUACCCGCUGUGCACAGAGUGGCUGAACUUUGACCCAAGUCCUGAAGAAUCUACAGGAAACUACGUAGCUGUUGGUAACAUGACCCCCGUCAUUGAUGUCUGGGACAUAGAUCUGGUGGACUGCUUAGAGCCUGUCUUUUCCCUCGGAAGCAAGAAAAUGAAAAAGAAAAAGAAAAAAGGAAAAAAGGGUGCCUCUGCAGAGGGAACACACGAAGGUCAUUCUGACGCAGUACUAGACCUCUCAUGGAAUAAGCAAAUUCGUAAUGUCCUUGCCAGCGCAUCAGCAGAUAAUACAGUACUUCUGUGGGACUUGUCUGUGGGUAAACCAGCUGCCAGCCUUACAAUGCACACAGACAAGGUCCAGACAUUACAGUUCCACCCUUUUGAGCCGCAGACCCUUAUAUCUGGGUCAUAUGACAAGUCAGUGAUAUUAUAUGACUGCAGAAGCCCUCAGCAAAAUCACAGAACCUGGAGAUUUAGUGGACAAGUGGAGAGAGUCACAUGGAAUCACUUUUGUCCCAGAAACUUUUUGGCCAGCACAGAAGACGGCUUUGUGUACUGUUUAGAUGCGCGGUCAGACAAGCCCUUGUUCACAUUGAAGGCUCAUGAUGGAGAAGUGUCUGGCCUUGAGUUGAGCAGCCAAGUUAAAGGCUGUCUGGUGACAUCGUCUCAAGAUAAGUUUGUGAAGAUUUGGGACAUUUUACUGGACAAACCAAGUCUCGUUCACUCUCGGGAUAUGAAAAUGGGUAUACUGUUCUGCACGGCAUGCUGCCCUGAUUUUCCAUUUGUUUAUGCAUUUGGAGGCCAGAAGGACGGGUUGAGAGUAUGGGACAUCAGCAGUAUUGCUGCCGUAAAAGAAGCAUUUGGUAGCAGAGAGCGGCUGAUGGUGACCAAUCUACCCAGCACGUCAUCCAGUGCCACCCAAGGGACCAGCGAUGCAGCUGCCGAAACUAUGGAGGCUUAGAGCUGGCAGAUGCCCUCCUGUCUCUUGUAGAUGAUUACAUCCAACAUCAUCCUCCUCUUCCUCAUCCAUCUUCAUGGCAACAUUAAUGCAAAUGUGUGCAUCAACUUCAAAUGACUUAUUAUUUGAGACCAUUCAGUAAAAUUCCUGGGAUUGAUCGUGACCUCUACGGCUGUGACUGUAGUUCAUCUGUCGGACUAAUGUGACUAUCUAGAAGCAGAAGCGGUUCCAGGUUUCCUGUAUUCAUUAAUAUUGCUAAUUAUUGCUGUUAACAAUAUGAUUGCUCAGAUGCAAAUUUAUAUUGAACCAGACAUCCUGAGAUCAUUAAACUUUUAGGUUGUUUUCCAGA
This is a messenger RNA of Pseudophryne corroboree (corroboree frog), 1967 nucleotides long. RefSeq names its product PWP1 homolog, endonuclein (gene PWP1). Lineage: Eukaryota; Metazoa; Chordata; Amphibia; Anura; Myobatrachidae. The record is from RefSeq and is a predicted model, not a curated record. The transcript has 15 exons. Gene Ontology annotation, biological process: rRNA processing. Bases 110 to 1621 code for a protein of 503 amino acids. Gene Ontology annotation, cellular component: nucleus. Gene Ontology annotation, molecular function: protein binding.